AUGUUUUAUGUUUCAGUACUACAGUAAACAUUAGUAAAUAUGUUAAAAAUAUGUGUGUUAAUUUUAGCUGUUCUGAGUUUAUUUACAAUUACAAAAGCGUCCAUAGGUGACAGAUCUCUAUUUUAUAGCCGUUGUAUUCACAAGUGUACUGACGAAAACUGUGAAAAUGGAGUGGAUUUCAAAGAAAAUCCAUCGUUGGACUUGCAAAUACUUCAAUGGACAUGCAAAGAGGAUUGCAGCUACUCUUGCAUGUGGCAGACAGUCGAUUUCUUUACUUCCAAGGGUCUUUCUGUACCUCAAUUUCAUGGAAAAUGGCCGUUUAUAAGAUUUCUCGGACUGCAAGAGCCUGCCUCGGUGCUGUUUUCAAUUUUAAAUUUGUAUGCCCAUGCCACUUGCUAUUUGAAAUAUCAAAGUGAUGUAAAGUCUACUUUUCCCAUGUUCUUUGUUUGGACAUGGUUUACAAUUAUUUGUUUACAUGGCUGGUUCUGGUCAACAAUUUUUCAUGCUAGAGAUAAAGAUUUUACAGAAGUUAUGGACUAUUCCUGUGCAUUUACUAUUGUUCUUACUUUGUUGUAUUGUUUAUUGUUAAGGUUGACCUGUAAAAACGAGACGGUGAAAAAAACCUUUCUAGUCAUAACUUGUAUUUAUUUAGCAACUCUAUAUACUCACUUGACUCAUCUAUGGUCUGGAAGCAUCAAUUAUGGCUACAACAUGACAUUUAACAUUGUAGUUGGAUUUGCGACGUUUAUCAUUACCAUUAUUUGGUGGUAUACAAGUUACAAAGAGCUACCUCACAUACACCUAGUUGGCUGGUUUACUGUUUUAACGGUAUCAGUGACGUUAUUAGAAAUUGCGGAUUUUCCACCAAUAUUCUGGAUCUUUGAUGCACAUUCGUUGUGGCACGCUUCUACCGUACCACUUGUACAGCUAUUAUACAGGUUUAUAACUUUGGAUUGCCAUUAUUUGAGGAGACAAUACUCAAAAUCAGAAUAUAACAAACUCUUAUGAUAAUGUUGUAAAUAAUAAAAAUUUUUUCUUAUUUUGUA
Copidosoma floridanum is the source of this 1046-nucleotide messenger RNA. RefSeq names its product Per1-like protein PGAP3 (gene PGAP3). Gene Ontology annotation, molecular function: hydrolase activity, acting on ester bonds. The record is from RefSeq and is a predicted model, not a curated record. Gene Ontology annotation, cellular component: endoplasmic reticulum membrane. Gene Ontology annotation, biological process: GPI anchor biosynthetic process. NCBI's taxonomy places the organism in Eukaryota, Metazoa, Arthropoda, Insecta, Hymenoptera, Encyrtidae.